Diatraea saccharalis (sugarcane borer) is the source of this 4793-nucleotide messenger RNA. The record is from the annotation of a GenBank genome assembly. Lineage: Eukaryota; Metazoa; Arthropoda; Insecta; Lepidoptera; Crambidae.
AGUACGCAGGAUUGCCGCGUCCCGCACGAACGUCAGUAGCCGUAUAGUCUGCGUUUGGGACGAUACGCGGCCGCAAAAAUGUCGCGCGCCGUGCUUUUUUUAAGUGUUUUUGCCAUAUUUUUGGACGUCCUGCAUGCUGGCCAGGCGACGACCGGCGCUGAGCCUCAAGUGGCGGUUCUGUGUGAAGCUGGUGGUACUUAUCAUCCACAGUACAUGUCCGCCGCGGGUCGGUGGACUCCGGAUCUAACUACCAAGCCCCGGAACUGCCUCAAGGAUAAGAUGGAGAUCUUGGACUAUUGCAAGAAGGUGUACCCGAGUCAUGACAUCACUAACAUCGUAGAAGCAUCACAUUACGUGAAAGUCAGCAACUGGUGCAAAAUGGGAACCGGCAGCGCUUCGAAGUGCAAGGUGACAAGAUGGGUGAAACCGUUCCGUUGUCUAGAAGGUCCAUUCCAAUCGGACGCAUUGCUGGUACCCGAGAGCUGUUUAUUUGACCACAUCCACAACCAAAGUCGGUGCUGGCAGUUCGCAAGGUGGAACGCGACUGCUGGCCGAGCGUGCGUGCAACGUGGCCUCCGGCUAAGAACUUUCGCUAUGCUGUUACCUUGUGGAAUCAGCCUCUUCUCUGGCGUUGAGUUCGUAUGCUGUCCGAAACAUUUCAAAGAAAAUGUUAAACUGCACAAACCCAUGGAUGUCGGAGUACCAGUAAGCCCUGGAGGUGAAGAAAUGCUAGCCGCUUCCGCUGCCAUGGAUGAACGGGACGACGACCUUUUUGAUGAUGACGACGCCUUAGAUGAUGAUGACGAUGAUGACACCCUGAACUUGAGCGAUGAUGACGACGACGAUGAUACCGAUGAUGAAAUGGAUGAAGACGAAGACGCAGAACUAUCUCGUGACGAUGACGCCGAAGAUGACGAUUACACUGACAGUGAUGAUAACGCAUGGCCACGACCAGAAUCUUCAGCUGCUCCAUCACCUCCUACUACUUCGACAACUACUACUACCACCACUACGGCUUCGACGGCAACAUCCGACCCCUACUUCUCACAUUUUGAUCCUCGCACAGAGCAUCAGAGCUACAAGGAUGCCCAGCAAAGAUUAGAAGAGACUCACCGUGAAAAGAUCACAAAGGUGAUGAAAGAAUGGUCAGAGUUAGAAGAUCGCUACCAGCAGAUGAUGAAUAGUGACCCGGCCGCGGCACAGACUUUCCGUCAACGCAUGACUGCUAAGUUCCAGGCUAACGUUCAGUCUUUGGAAGAGGAAGGUGUUGCAGAACGUCGUCGGUUAGCCGCUCUUCAUCAGCAACGAGUGUUGGCACAUCUCGCACAGAGGCGACGCACCGCGCUAUCUUGCUAUACGCGAUCCCUUCGGGAUACUCCACCUAAUGCGCAUAGAGUACAGAAGUGCUUGCAGCGCUUGGUGCGAGCGCUAGCAGCUGAACGUAGCGGAGCUCUAGCUGCUUGGCGCCGUGCUGCAGCUGCUGGAAGGGAAGCCGCCGCUGCUGAGCGUGCUAGCGCUGCUGACAGAUUACAGGACGCCGACCGUGCUCUACAGCGUGCUUUGACUGCCCUUCGUCGCCGCCCGCACUUGUAUUCUAGCAUUGGUACUGCUAUUGAAGACUAUGUUCAGUCUAUGCAGUCCAAGGACGAUAUGGCCGUAUCCCUAAUGUCCAUGACACCCGAAGCCGAAGAGUUAUUGCUGGACAGGAUCGAGGCUGAAGUACAACGAGAACAAGCGGCGAGAGAUCAACUGAACGCGAAACGAGACCAGCGCACGCGACAGAGACAGGAUAUCCAGAACGAGAGGACCAAGACCUCAAACGGAGUGCAUGAAAUUGAAGAAUCUGAUGACGAAGCCCGAGAGGUAGAGAGCGAGACAGACGAAGCUACUCCCACUGCUCGUACAGUGACGCCAGCCCCCGCCCCCUCUGUUCCCGCCUCUCCCUCCGCUGAGCUCGUAGAACCAUCUGAACCAAAGGAAAUCACUACGAGAGCCGCUUAUACACAAGACACUACCACUACUGAGGUGAUCACCAGCACGGUGACAGAGGCCCCUGAAAGCGAGACUCCUGAGACCAACGAGCCCAGUGAAACAUCGAGCCGUCGUUCCACUAGUGAGACGGAGGGAUCAGGGUUGCGUGCAGCAUUAGAGCAGGCGGAAGAACGUGCGCCGCCGCCACCAGCGCAUGCGCUCAAACAUGAGUUGCAACAUUCACAACCUGGUUACACGGUCCGCGGCACCGGCGCCAACUCCCCGGGUAGCGGCGCGGGCGCGCUAUACCCCGCGCUGUGCGUGGGCGGUGCAGCGCUCGCGGCCGCCGCCUGCGUCGCGCUCGCAGUGGCGCGCCGCCGCGACCGCGCGCCGCAAGCUCAGGGCUUCGUACAGGUGGAGCAGACUGGCGCGGUAGCCCCCACCCCAGAAGAAAGACACGUGGCCAACAUGCAGAUUAACGGCUACGAGAAUCCCACCUACAAGUACUUCGAAGUCAAGGAGUAAGCCCCACUCCAUUCCCAUCACAAGCGACCCGCCUUCAACCCCUUCCCAACCCUCCAUUUGGUAAGAAUCUCUAGAUGUGACAAUUUUCUAUUCAACACCGUGGCGACACAUUCAUGAAACUUGUAUAAACAAAUAUUUCACACGUCACGGUAAUGAGAUCGAAAUUUUUAAACUGUCGAUGUGUGUUAGUCUCCCCUAGCAUUGGGUGUUUUAAGCCCUUCCCUCUCCUUAAUUAUUUAUGGAAUCGAUGUGUGUGUCUGAGUGUUUAACUAUUUCUUGUGGGGUCUGGCGGGUGUUUAAAUAAUCCUAUGUUUAUUAUAAAGUUAAUUUUUAAAUAAAGCUUGUGUGAUUAGUGAACAUAAUGGAAAAAUAUGUAUACACAUCAAGUCAAGUAUUGUUUAUGAUUAGCAUUGAUAAUUAUGAUUUGAUAUUUUAUUAAAUUAUUGUAUGUUUUGUUUUGCACCAAAAUAUUUAUUAUCGUUUCUUAAGGUUAGAUUAAGUCUAAGUUUUUUGUCUAGUGUCCUAGAAAUUAUAAGUGUCACAUUUGUAGUUUUUUAACGUUAAGUUUUCGAUUACCGCGGCCCGUACGGUGACAUAGGACUCCACUUUGAUACUUAAGUGAUUUCGAGUCGUUUUUGGUGUCUUAAAGUUUUUCGUGUGAUCUCAUUUCUAGACAUUUCUGUCGGUAGGUUAGUUUCCAUUUUGGAGUAAUAUGUCACCGUUAUAGGCAAGUGGAACAAACGUCCAUGGUACGCUGUGUACAUAGGCUCCGCGUACAAAUUUGAAAACUAAAUUACUUAUCUUAAAGCCCGCUUUCAUUUUCUUUUCUAAAGUAGGUAGAUCAUAACGUGAAUUUUAUGUAAUAAAUGCGAAAAUAUAUUUUAAUAAUUAAUGUGUACUUAGCAAAGGGACGGGCGGCUUAGCCGACGCGGGCGAAUAUCUCUUACUAGUCUCUUCUAGUCACUGGCUCUAAUUCUGUAACUUACUUUGUACAUUUUUGUGGAGAUCUCUUUUGGAGUGGGCAAUCUCUAUCACUCUCUAGUAUAUCUUCCUUCUGUUCGCCCGCGGGACAAUAUUCGAGUUCCCGAAGUGAGAGGGACGCGUACUCAAAGUGUGCUUUCCAAAUUGUUUAUGAUUCUUGAUAUAAUUGCAAAAAUCAUAGAAAGUUAUCAUUCAUCUAGUCAAUGCGAUAUUACGGGGAAACAGUCUUUUACAGAACUUGCAUUCCGUAUCAAAAGAAAAAAUAUUUAAUACAUCCAAACAAAGCUUAAUAAAUUCUAAAAUAUAGUGACAUAAGACUCAUAAUUGUACGAGUAUGCUGGUUCUGUCGUAAUAUAUAUUCGGGAGUCAAUCGGUGUUAAGGUUGUGCGCACACGUUGGGUACGUGGUCACCGAGCAUUAAGCUUAGUGAGUGUAUGUACGGUUAAUAUAUAAGUAGAUGUACAAAAAGUAAUACAUUAUAUAGAUGUUUUAGCGUCAGAUACAUAGAUAUAAAGCAAAAUAUAAUUAUAUAUCGCAUUCGUCCGUAUAAAUUAAGGGCUUGCGCUCGUGUCUAAUCCCACGUACCACACUUAAUGUUACGUCGUAGUUAAGAUGUAAUUCUGCCUCAGUAUUAUAUACAUUUAAGCUUAUUUGUUACAUAAGCUAAUUUAUAUACACUAUUUCUAUUUGUUUACGGGCGUUGUGGCGUUGCUACAAAUGAAGUCAUAUCACACGCGCCACGGCGUCAUUUGCGGUUGCUUCGAUAAUGUAUACAAUAAAGUAAAUCAUCAUUUUUUAACAGAAGAUUUACAAGAAGAAGGUAAAAAUAUAGGUCAAUACUAGAACAAACGAAUUACGCCAGCAAAGAUGUUACUUUGCAUAUCGAAAUACAGAUGGCGUUGUCAUGUUUAUCGAGGCAACCUUAAUAUGGCGCCCGCCCGUGGCUUGUAUGGCAUUUACGUAAGAUACUCACUGUUUAUAAAGUAAGUCUAACUCUGCAUCGUAACCGCUGUGUAUUUUUACUAACGUUAUCAAAAACAAGCCGAACACUUAUUUUUUUAACAAAACUUUUUGCUCAAACUCAGCUGUCUCUGACUGUCUUUAUAAUGUUCCAGUUUCAAUAAAAAAAGUAUCUCUACAUUCGUCGUUUGUCAAAUUGAUGUUGUAGUAAUCUGGUUUAUGUACCCCUCCCGAUCACUAUUCACGUAUUUUGAUGAGAACAUACAUAAUAAAUAAAUGGUUUGAUGAUUUUUGUGUUUACCGUGCUGCAUUUUAUUGUGAGUUCGAAGUUCAAAUUGAAUCAAUAAAUAGGAAUU